CUUGCGUGCGGAAUUCUAUGUUUAGAGCAUUUUUUCUUGAGAGAAAAAAGGAAUGCAACAGUGACAACUGGAGCUAAUAUUGCUUGCGUGCGGUAUUCUAUGUUUUAGGGAGACCUAUUAAAGAAAAUCCCGCGACCAUAUGCCGCCUGCAUAACAUUGAACAUAUUUUUUUAAAUUAUUUUCUCCCUGGACACAUGACCUUUAACACCGCUCAACGUUAUAUCAGAAUGCACAUUCCCCUACUGUCAGGCCCAAAAAUGCGUCGUACAUCUUUGAGUCGAAAUCACUAUUUUGUUAUUGGCCUAUUUUUGGGUCUCGUCCUAUCAUUCUAUGUGCCACAAGAUAUUUGGGAAUUGGUGCAGCAGGAAGAAUGUCCUCAGGAAGCAGCUGAAAAUAGUCUUAUCGAAAAAUUUGGCCAGGAGUUUGAACCGCAUUUGAAUUUAAUCAAUAAACCAUUGGCGGCCAAGAAAACGGUUAAAAAUGUCAUACGACCGCGUUAUUAUUCUUCCGAACUGGGGAUACGUGAGAAGAUCUUUAUUGGCGUGAUGACAACGCAAGACAAUAUCAACACCCUUGCAACGGCCAUAAAUCGUACCACAGCCCAUCUGGUCAACAGAAUCAAAUUCUUCAUCAAUGCCGAAAAUGUGAAGACGAAUUACAAACUCAAGAACAUUGUGGGUUUCACCGAUACUCGGGAAAAUCUGCGACCAUUCCAUGUCAUCAAAUAUAUAGCCGAUACUUAUCUGGAUGACUAUGACUAUUUCCUCAUCAUUCAGGAUAAUGUGUAUGUGGAUGCCCGCAAACUGAAGGCGAUGUUGUACCACAUGAGCAUCACCUUCGAUUUGUAUAUGGGAACGAAAUCGGAAUCGAGUAAUUACGGCAGCUAUGGGGCCAAUGAUCAUGUGGCGGCAGCGCCACAACGUCAGCUAAUGGAGGGUGAAGAGGGAGGGGCGGCUGCAGAAGCUGCCGCUGCAGGAGCGGGCGAUGAAUUCCGGAUGUUGAGCGAUCGAAAUUAUUGUGAUCUAAAUGCUGGUAUACUUUUGAGCAGCAGUGUGAUACGUAAGAUGCGCAAUAAUCUGGAUUGGUGUGUUCGGAAUGGCAUUACGAAUGUUCAUAGUAUUAAUAUUGGGCGCUGUGUUAAAUACUCGAGUAAUUUGCCGGGAUGCCAGGAAGUUUUUCAGGGUAUCCAACAGCGGACAUAUGAUUUGAAAUCGAGUGUGAAACUAUUCAAAGAUUUGAAUUUACUAACAAAAGACGAGGCAUUCCGCAAUGCAACCACAAUAUAUCCGGUCACAUCGAUGGAUGAUUUCUAUCGUUUGCAUGCCUAUUUUUCGAAGUAUCAUUUGGAGAUCGUUCAACAGAACAGCGCCGAUCUGGAACAAAAAUCCUAUCGCAUUGCGAAUGGUACAAUUUCGAAUAAUAUUCUCGAAAUACGCUGGCCCCUGGGUGUGCCCUUGGCUAGUGCACCCGAAACCCGUCACGACAUCAUCAUGUGGCACUACAUGAAUGAGACACAUAUCUUUUUGCCCAAUGCCGAAAAUAAUGUCGAACCCUUAUCUGCCAUUGAGGCGGAUGAUCUGAAGAAAGUUCUAGACAUAACACGGCAAUAUGCCAAACAUAAAUUUCCCAAUAUGAUUUAUGUGGGAAUCCAUAGUAUCUAUCGGAGAUUUGAUGCCACUCGGGGUAUGGAUUAUCGUAUACACUUAUUGCUGCGCGAUACCGGACGAUUAUCUGCCUUGACUCAAAGGGGGCCAGAAAUUAAAAAUUUCCAAAUUGUUAAACCCCUGGGACGGGUGGAAGUGGUGCCAUCGCCCUAUGUCACCGAAUCGACGAGAAUAGCCAUAUUGGUGCCGACAUUCGAACAUCAAAUGGAAGAGGCUUUACAGUUUAUCAAUCAAUAUGAAAGGACUUGCAUGCGCAAUCAGGAUAACACUUUUUUGUUGAUGAUUUUCAUGUAUCGCACCGAAUCGGCCAGCAAAGGUGACAACGAUCCCUUUAAGGUAAUCAAAACUCUUGCCCUCGAUCUCUCAUCGAAAUACAAAAGUGAUGGCUCACGCAUAGCCUGGGUCUCGGUGAGGCUACCCCAGGUCCUCAGCGAAUCUUCAGCAACGGAAGACAUUAUGUUGAGCUCAGUAUAUGGCCGCAAUGAAAUUCUCAGCAUUGCCGUAGCCGAUCUUGCCCUACCCAAACUGGGUCUCGACAGUCUGGUUCUAAUGGCCUCAAAUUCGAUUAGCUUUAAACCAGAUUUUCUUAAUCGGGUCCGCAUGAAUACCAUACAAGGCUUCCAGGUCUAUUCACCCAUCGGUUUCAUGAUGUACCCAUGUAAACUUGCCGGAUUUUGUAAGGAAUGCGAAACCUGUGAUGUCAGCCAAAGUACUGGGUACUUUGAUAAAUGGAAUUACGAUAUAGUUUCAUUUUAUAGUCGCGAUUAUGUGCAAGCCCGCAAACUAAUUGAAGCAGCUGUGCCGAUAACACGUUCCGAUAACGACAUUGAACGGCUGCUGACACGACCGGACAAGAAUAUCAAUAAUGUCCUCGAUAUGUUUGUGGCAUCCCAGCUGCCGGUGCAUAUUUUGCGGGGUGUUGAACCGAAUUUACGUUACGGUGGUGCCAUUAAGAAUUUCAUCGAUAGACAAAGUUAUGAAACAAAACCCAUACCAAAAUGUCCACUGGAAACUGGAGACGAGGUGGUGGCGGUCGGCGAUCCAGCAAAUGCAAAAGAACGAAGUAGUACGCGAACGACGACGACGAAAGAUGAAGGAGAACAUAAGUGUAUACACUUGGCAUCGAGGAAGCAAAUCGGUUAUGCCAUAAUACGUUACGAAGAUAAAAGUAUUAUUAACAAAUGAGACCACUUGUGGGUUGCGGGGGAGAGAAACAAGAGUGACUUCCUUUGUUUGCUCUCCUCUAUUGGCUGUCUCGUUGUUGUUAUUAGUUUGUUAUAUAUAUUUUUUUUAAAUAUUUCUAAAUGAAAAUAUACAUAUCUUCCUCAUUGCAGCUAACUUUACUAGUGUCAUGUAUACAUACAUAUAUACACAGUUAUAUGUAGGUAUAUAAUUUAUAAUUGAGUCAAGUAUUUCCAAUUUAUAGUCUGUAGUUAGGGAAUUUAUUAAAUAAUUUUUUUUUUAUUUAAUUACUUCAUGCACAUAAACAUAUUCAUUGUAUUUGUUUGUUGUCAUUAUUAUUGUUGUAAAUAUAUGUAUAGGAUUAUUUUUAUGUGUAAGAAAAUAUUUUAGUAAUAAUUUAAAAAUUUAUAAAAAAAAAAUUAAAAUUGCCAAACAUUCAUUUAAAAAUUGUGUUGUGUAGAACACAAAUGCCACAUGCAUACAUUUUCUUUUCGAAAUAGAAAUACGUAAAUAUAAAAAUAAUAGAAAUCCAAUGUUACAAAGCUCCAACGAUUAUAUCAAAUGCUCAAAUAAUUUAGCAUAUACAUUUAUAAUUUAUUAUAAUUAUAGUAUAUUUAUUCUGUUUAACAUAGUUGUCAUAUAAUUUGCCAAAAUCUUGCUUGUAUAUUUUAUUACGAAAUAUGAAAAAUAUUCCUAUAGAAUUUAA
Messenger RNA from Musca domestica (house fly), 3552 nucleotides. RefSeq names its product chondroitin sulfate glucuronyltransferase (gene Chpf). Gene Ontology annotation, cellular component: Golgi cisterna membrane. Gene Ontology annotation, molecular function: glucuronosyl-N-acetylgalactosaminyl-proteoglycan 4-beta-N-acetylgalactosaminyltransferase activity. The transcript is spliced from 7 exons. The coding region runs from base 195 to 2849 and encodes 884 amino acids. The record is from RefSeq and is a predicted model, not a curated record. NCBI's taxonomy places the organism in Eukaryota, Metazoa, Arthropoda, Insecta, Diptera, Muscidae.